Molecule: messenger RNA, 1802 nt
Organism: Maniola jurtina (meadow brown)
Lineage: Eukaryota; Metazoa; Arthropoda; Insecta; Lepidoptera; Nymphalidae
Exons: 1
Coding region: 60-965 (301 amino acids)
Source: RefSeq, a predicted model, not a curated record
CCGCCUCCAGUAUCGAUCAAAACAAACACCAGAGCGAACGUAUCGGUGAAAGUUUUAAAAUGAAAUUUUUACAAAUACUUUGUUUAAGUUCCCUGUUUUUGUGCGCAAAAUGUGGUCUUAUAAAGAAUUUUCUUGGCUCGGUAAGAGAAGAAGUCCACAAAUUGACUGAAGGAAAUGUUGUCGUUAAUACGGUGCAUGAAAUAGUGGAGGUAAAGAAAGACAUGAUUAGUGAUUUGAGCAACAUAAUCAAUCCAAAUAAUUAUCUGAAACCAAACAACAAUGAUCAGUCUAAUAAAAACACGCCACAACAAGUACAACCACACAACUCAGAUAACAAUGAUAUUUUGUUAUCAGUUUCGAAACCUACAAUUAAUUUAAAUGAAAUCAUUCCAUCGGUCAAUACUAAACCUUUACCAGGAAACGUUCCCAUACCAGAAUAUUCAGUAAUUAAUUCUAAUUCUAAUAAAGAAGAUCACAUCAUACAAACAUCAACAGAAUUAAUUAAACCAAUAUUUUUUAACGAAAACGCUAGCAAUAUUGAUAUAAAUGAAUAUGAAUUUGGAAUAGAACCGAGAAUAGCUCGCCAAAUAUCACCAUAUGAUUUGGAGGACACUACACUCAAACAAAGAGAUUCAGAUAAACUUGAUGUUGAAGAAACGAACCCUAACCAAAACGAAACUAUUAUCGAUGGCAAAAAUAUUGAUAUUAAUAGAGAAAAUGAGAACAUUAUGAUAAAUUUUGAUCCUCCACUAAACAACAGUAGUGUUAUUGUAACAGAAGUUGUAAAUGGAUGUCCUGAAGGUUUUGAAAUCGCUGCAGAUGGUUCAUGUAAUAUGUCGUUUGAUUUGAAUCCUGGAAACGACACGAAAAGUGAAGGGACGAAUAGAGCUAACUUCGUUGGCGGCUGCUUUGAAGGCUACGCACACGCUGCGGACGGCUCGUGCCAGGAAAUAAUUUACGAUUAGUUUUAAGAAAACCAAAUGAUUCUUGUAGGCCAUCGAAAUAGUUUUAGCAAACUUUUUCCAGACUUUAAGUGAAACAUUUGGCAACUAGCAAGUCCACCUAGUCCACACUUUACGAGUUACGAGCAAAAUGAUCGGUGUGAAUCAAGCUGGCCGAGCAUUUAGCUUGCGAGCUACUCAAGCCCAUAAACUUUGUUUAAGUAACAAUUUUUACACGACUUCUCAAAAAAGGAGUGUAAUGUUUUUAGAAUUCAUUUAUGUAGACCUACGUAUACCUGAACGUAUGUGAGUUCCUUUAUUUCACCAUAACUUUUAAAUGCCUGCACAGAUUUGGUAGCAUGGGAUAUCAUUAAAAUCAUCACGAGGGGCACAGUGAUAAAGUUUUGAAAAAAAUUGUUUUUUUAAUUCGAUUUUGGCCGGGCAGUCGGGUAUUUAAUUUUGUAGCUUGUGUAUGAUGGAUAUCUAGACUCUAGCAAACAGUUUUCACGCAAAAAAGUACGAGAAAGUUCCUACUAGUAUCCACUCAUCGGAACGUAAAAAGUUUUAUUGCAAAAGACAGAAUUACUUAGUAAUGUUUCAAUGAGUUUCUUAACUUUCUAAAAAUAUAUUUUAUUCGGUUAUUUUAUGUAUAUCCAAGAUAAGCGUCACGCUUUAGUUCUCGGAUAAAUAAAACCACUUUUUAUUUUUAAAUUAGUAGCCUAGUACGUAGGUACUUCAUUUUAAUUAGGUAAUAAUGAAAGACAAAAUUGUGUUGUACAUCUUAGAUUAGUUGUGUACAUAGGGGUACUUAAAAUAUGUAGAAAUCGAUUUUCGUAUGACACAAAAGUCCCAAAGUAACGU